Messenger RNA from Acanthosepion pharaonis, 612 nucleotides. Lineage: Eukaryota; Metazoa; Mollusca; Cephalopoda; Sepiida; Sepiidae. The record is from the annotation of a GenBank genome assembly.
AUGCGGCUGCGGCGUUCGUUAGCGUCAAUCAGCCUCCUCCCGAAAAUUAAUGACCUAAUCGUUGAUUUUAUCCACUCUUCUUCUUUCCUUUGUUUCGUCUACCGCCAGUCUGGCCAUCACGCCCCUCGGUUUGAUCCCUUCCUCAAUGAUCUCUCCAUCCGUAACCUUUUGCCUCGGCAUAAUAUUAGCCAGAACGUCGGACAGACCGAGAGCUGGGGACGCGGUGGCUGGGCGAAAAUUGGGAUUAGCGGUUGGGAAAUUUUAGGCUUUCGAUUAGACAUGAGCACGAAUCGAAUAGAAAUUGUUACGCGGAAUAGAGUUAUAUAUCGUUAUACCAGUCUUUUCAUAUCUAUCUAUCUAUCUAUCUAUCUAUCUAUCUAUCUAUCUAUCUAUCUAUCUAUCUAUCUAUAUUCACAUGUCAACUCUGGCAUAUUAAAAUAUUCUGUUAAUAUUUAUUUAUAUCUUCUUUCAUUUAUUUCUCUAUCUAUCUAUCUAUCUAUCUAUCUAUCUAUUUUUAUCACGCAAAUCAGUGUUUUACAAAAAGAAACUUGCAUAAGCCCUCCAAACUUAAUUAUUUUUACCUAUAUUAAAUAUGAUAAAUACCCGAUGUGA